UCGUGUACGGAAACGCUGCUGUGUUUUAUUCAGAGAUGUCCAACUGUUCUGCUGUUUAUUUUAUUAUUAUCAUAGUAAUGAUUUCAAUAUUAUUAAUGAGAAAAUAACGCGGAAGUUUUUUAGCGCCUCGUCACGUGAUCGUCAGCAUCCUUGGCAACGGUUCUUUUUGUGUUGUUUUGAACUUCGCUCUGUCAUUGGCAUCUGAUCUCGGCGUUCUUCGUGGCAACUUAUUCGCAGACUAUUGAUAUUAUUGAUCGUUGGAUACAUCGAUUGAUCGCCUGCUGCUCCCUUCAUUCAGGUUUGACCCUUGCUAUCACACUGUGUUUUGUGUUCAGUAUGUCUUGUGUUCAUUACAGGUUUCAGAGUCGACUCACCCACGACUCGCUCCAGUUUGAGGGCCUCAACAUCACUGUGGGAGAGCUGAAGCGGCAGAUCAUGAGGCGCGAGAGGCUGAAGUUCUGCCAGCUGAAGAUCAGCAAAGCCCAAACUGAUGAAGAAUACACAGAUGAUGAUGCUCUCAUCCCCAAAAACACGUCGGUCAUCAUCAGACGGGUCCCUGCGGCUGGACUGAAGUCCUCCAACAGAAGAUUUGUUGGACAUCAAGCUGGACCAUCAGCCAAAUCUUCUCAAACAGGUGAUUCUUCACUCCUCUCACUGGAGCAGCUGUUGAAGACUGAGAAUCUGGCUGAGGCACAGGCAUCAGAGGAGGACAAGCUAAAAGCGGUGAUGUACCAGUCCAGUCUGUGCUACUACUCCAGCAGGGCAGCAGCUCUGCUCCGCAUAAGCGCAUCAGGAGGAGCACAGGGAUUCCACGCAGCUUCCUGUUGGAGGUGGACGACCCAAACCGAAAGGGAGUCAUGAUGGACGGCAGCGGCAAAUACGUCAUUCCCAUCAUAGAUGCGUGAGUAAACUGUACUUGGCAUUGCAGCAUGUUUUAGUGUUUGUGAAAAUCUCACUUUAUGUCUGCUUGUGUGUGUUUGCGCUCGAUCUGUUCAGUGAGGCCUAUGCUGCUGAGAAGAAAAAGAGGCCGUCCUUCUCCUGCCAGACCAAGCCGCUGUCCUCCUCUUCCUCAGCUGGUGCAGCAUCUUCAGUCCAGGACGCCAGAGGGAAACGUUCCCGCUCCCCAUCUUCACCAGAGAUGCAUGGCGACCAGAAGAGACCACGUCACUGAGAGACCUUCACCCAAGAGACCUGGAGCCGACGUGAGCACAGUGUAUAUAUUGUACAUAGUUUAUGAAUAAAACUGAAUAAAGAUUAUAGCAGCA
Molecule: messenger RNA, 1265 nt
Organism: Danio rerio (zebrafish)
Lineage: Eukaryota; Metazoa; Chordata; Actinopteri; Cypriniformes; Danionidae
Source: RefSeq, a predicted model, not a curated record